Messenger RNA from Ustilaginoidea virens, 702 nucleotides. RefSeq lists its product as uncharacterized. Lineage: Eukaryota; Fungi; Ascomycota; Sordariomycetes; Hypocreales; Clavicipitaceae. Bases 1 to 702 code for a protein of 233 amino acids. The record is from RefSeq and is a predicted model, not a curated record. The transcript has 2 exons.
AUGGGAAUCGAUCCGUCGUCAAACGUACCGACCAACACUCGUUUGCCGUCAGACACCUCGAAAAACAAUCAGGUCAGAGCUGGGGGGGGAAAAGCAUCACAGCGUCACGGGGGGGCUUGUGGUGAAGGUGAUGGAUGGCUCACGAUUUGCGCAGCCACCCACGGCAAUGGCAAGCCAGACAUCUGGCGGCAUGCAUCAUCUCGUGCGCAACGUAGACGUUGCCGAAACGAAGCAGCGGACGGAGGCAGUUCGCUGGCUUGUCAGUAUUUCGUUCUUGGCCAGCCGCCCGUUUGCAUGACAUCAGCGGCGGACGGGGCACGACGGCGCGCCGUUGGCUUGUCAGGGGUUUGCUUGGGGCCUGGCCUGGCCUGGGCUCUGGAGUCUGGAGCCGCCGUUGCCGCCGAAUGCUCCCGCCUACGUUUGCGAGGGCGCAAGGGGGGACCAGCGACCAGGAUCUUAUGGCACCCGCCUUCAGCCUCAUUUCUGGACUUGCUACGCGACAGCGCUGUGAUGACAGCCGUAGGAUGGUCGAGCCUGUGUAGCCUGGCUGUUCGUCAGCAGCUUUCUGCAAAGCAGAGGGUUCCAGCUGGGCAACGCAGUCAGAAAAACACUGGCGGACGGAACAUGCGUCAUCGACCCGUGUUGCCGUGUCUUGGUGUGCAAGGUUUGAUCGCUGACCUCGUGGAGACGACCAGCAACUGA